UUUACUUUAUAGAUACAUAAACGAUGUCUAUGUCUUCUGAGAUGGCGGCAGCCAUAGAGGAGAAUGACCUCAGUUUCGGUGUGGGAGAUCUGGCUACAUCAUCGCUAGCAUACGUCAUCAGGGGCCAGAACAGAGCCCAAACUCCCCGUACUACUCUGGAAGAAAACAUCUCCAUAUCACAGCGAAUGAUCUCUGCUUGUCUGGGAUCACUUAUCACAUCGCUUGUAGUUACUCCUUUUGAUGUUAUCAGGAUCAGAAUCCAGCAACAGGAGAUUUUACCCAAAGAUCCUUGCUGUCAGACCCAUUUUCCCGAGAGCUUUCCUACUAAGAACACAUUAGCAGGACCUUUCUGGUUGACUAAGCAUUACUGCAAAUCGGCAGAAAACUGUAGCAGAAUCAAUUCCACUUUUCAGGGAUUUGUGGCGGUGAGCAGAAACGAAGGUAUAGCCACACUUUGGAGAGGACUUUCAUUAACUCUUUUCAUGGCUAUCCCAUCCAAUAUCAUCUACUUCACGGGCUAUGAAUACAUACGGGACCAUUCGCCCAUUGGCGGGCAUCCGUUGAAUCCCCUUUUCUGUGGUUCUUUUGCCAGAAUCAUGGCUGCGACGUUUGUGGCCCCAGCAGAGUUGAUAAAGACGAGACUUCAGUCGAUUCCCACUGACCGUGAGGCUUCCCCCAAGAUCUUGUCCAAUCUCUUGCGAGACCUGUUAUCUGUAGUAAGACAGAAGGGUGUUGGCACACUCUUCACAGGAUUGCAGAUAACCUUGUGGAGAGAUGUGCCCUUCUCGGGAAUAUACUGGUCCAGUUACGAAAUAAUGAAGUAUAGAAUAUCCAAGCUAAUGCAUGCCGAUUUCAACGGCCCCCAAGACAACGAUGAGUGGAAAGUGUUCACCACCAGUUUUCUUUCAGGUUCCAUUUCUGGUUCCAUUGCUGCGUUUUUUACCAAUCCAUUCGAUGUUGGCAAAACAAGAAUGCAAAUCACUCAAGUAGACGCCCCUUUUUCAGGAAGAAGAUCAAAAGAUCCAUCGAUGUUCAAGUUCUUGAUGAAUAUCUACAAAAAGGAAGGAAUGCGUGCACUUUAUGCUGGAUUUGUGCCCAGAGUGAUGAAAGUAGCUCCAUCGUGUGCCAUCAUGAUUUCUUCAUAUGAGGUAGGGAAGAAGUUCUUCAAAAAUGGCAAUAAUGACAACUAA
This is a messenger RNA of Scheffersomyces stipitis CBS 6054, 1190 nucleotides long. It is a transcript of the gene MTM1, whose product is annotated as Mtm1p. NCBI's taxonomy places the organism in Eukaryota, Fungi, Ascomycota, Pichiomycetes, Serinales, Debaryomycetaceae. Bases 24 to 1190 code for a protein of 388 amino acids. Gene Ontology annotation, biological process: mitochondrial transmembrane transport. The record is from RefSeq and is a predicted model, not a curated record. The transcript has 2 exons.